Messenger RNA from Candida dubliniensis CD36, 3336 nucleotides. RefSeq names its product Boi2p (gene BOI2). Gene Ontology annotation, molecular function: protein binding. The record is from RefSeq and is a predicted model, not a curated record. NCBI's taxonomy places the organism in Eukaryota, Fungi, Ascomycota, Pichiomycetes, Serinales, Debaryomycetaceae. Gene Ontology annotation, cellular component: trans-Golgi network; early endosome; recycling endosome. The transcript has a single exon. The coding region runs from base 1 to 3336 and encodes 1111 amino acids. Gene Ontology annotation, biological process: receptor recycling; retrograde transport, endosome to Golgi; endosome organization.
AUGGAUGGUGGCGAUACCUAUAUAUGUAUAAAACAAUUUAAUGCCAGAUUAGGUGACGAGUUGAGUCUUAAAAUUGGCGACAAAAUUCAAGUUUUGGCCGACGAUAGAGAAUACAAUGAUGGCUGGUACAUGGGCAAAAACUUGUUGACUGGAGAAGCAGGCUUGUAUCCAAAAACAUUUACGCAAUUAAUAACCAACAAUGAUAGCAAAACACUUCUUAGAUCGAGAUCAAGAAGAAUGAUGGCUCCUAAAAGUUCCGACCAAGAAAAUAAUCCAAAAGACUCAACCACUCCAGUAGUAUCAAGUAACCUCAAUCCCAACACAACUUCAAAGUACCCAACGUCGUCAGAAGCUUCUAAUUUAGCAGAACCAAUGUCCCAGUUAAAUAUAAACAAAGAUUCACAAUCUUCUCAAUAUACUGGGUCUCAUUUAAACAACCAAAUCGAUAGAGCAUUACAAGAGCUUCAAGGGUCCAAUGCUGACUUGGGCAAGUCUGGUAAUAGUAUUACUGACAACAGUAAUAACGGUACCACUAACAAUAAUUAUAAACAACCACUGUUAAUUUCGAAGAAAUCAAAUGAUAGUCUGUCUAGUCAAUACCAAUCUCAACAACCAAAACAACUGAGUGGCGAUAAAUCUCGACAAUCAUUAACUGAAGAUUUGGACCCUUUAAAGGCAUAUACUUGGACGCCAAAGCAGGUUUCUUCUUAUUUUGCCUUGGUUUUAGGAUUUGAUAUGGAUGUGGCUGGGAAAUUUGCUCAGCACAAAAUUACUGGGGAAAUAUUGUUUGAAUUAGACUUGAAUCUUUUGAAAGAAUUAGAUAUUGAUUCAUUUGGUACCAGGUUUCAAUUAUACAAGGAAAUUGGAAAAUUAAAGGAAUUGAAUACCAAAGGAGUUAAAGAUAAACAAGUGAGAACAGAUUCCCUGUCUACUGGAUCAACUGGCAAGAAUGAUACAACCUCAUCAGCACUAAACUCUCCACCAACUGCUUCCACAACUUUACACGACGCCGAACCUCACAUGGAUGAUAAUGAUAUGUUAAAUAACACUGGCAAACAGCAAACACAACUAAUGCCGUCUGCUGUUUUGACCAAUACGUCUGACUACAAUAAUAGCCAACAAAGAAGUAGCUCGCACCAUCAUCAGAGAAAAAGAUCACUGUCGGUGGAUGUUGCCCCACAACAAUACUUGGCUUCUGAUUCUACAUUUAUGUCACCUAGAAGAGCCCCUCAACCACCAUCUGGUGGUAGUCCAAUUGAUACAAGUUAUAAAUUUGGUGCUGGAAGUGAAUAUGACAGACCACCUUCACACUAUGGCAUGUACAUGACCCGUACCAAUGCUUCAAGUCAUGCCUUGGGAAGUACAUCUCCUGGAAUUAAUUCACGACCAGCUUCAUCGAUUUAUGAUCUGUUUUCCAACCAUAAUAGAAAUGGAUCAUCAGCUUCCAAACACCAUCACAAGAGAAAUUCAUCGGUAACAAACAAUAAUAACAACAACAGUAAGCAUCACCACAGACGUCAUUCUUCGGUAUUCUCAUACCUCUCGUCUGGUAAUGAUGAUUCAACAAAACCAACACCAAAAUUAUUGAGUAACAAGUUUCAAAGUAACAAUUUGUACAAGGGUGAUGAAGGUCAUGGAGAUCUCACGUCUUCAAGCAAUAACAAUAAACUAGUGUCGCCAGCACAGAUUAAACGUGAAACUAUGAGUGGUCAAUCUUCUCCUCGUGAUUCAGGCUCAAAGUCGAAAAGAAAGUCACAAAUUUUUGAUUUGUCUAAUUCACCAGUUGAUAUUGAUGAUGCCAAGUUUUCUCCAAAGAAACUGAAUUCAGUAUCGGUUCGUACCAAAUCAAUGGAUGCUAUUAGUGGUGGAGACGAUAGACGAGUCGCUAGUGAUUCCACGGGCUUGAGUCAAUCAAAACCCAAUAAUUCAUCAAGACUUAAAGGUAUUCGUGCUACUUCCACUCAAAGUUUCCGAAGUUUAACAGGGUCGAAAAAACUGAAAACAUCGGCAUUUCAAGAAGGUAUACGUGAAAUUACUCCCGAUGAAGCAAUAAAAAGUGCCAACUACAGCGGAUAUAUGUCGAAACGUUCCAAUAACAAUUUAGCUUGGAGAACAAGAUAUUUCACAUUACAUGGUACUAGAUUGUCGUAUUUCCAAUCUUUGAAAGAUAAAAAGGAAAAAGGUUUAAUUGAUAUUACUGCUCACAAAGUGAUACCUAUAGACAGUGCUAGUGACGAUACUGAUAAGGCUGAUAGAUAUGCUGCCAUGUAUGCCUCGACGACAUUUGCUGGUAAUUAUUGCUUCAAGUUGGUUCCGCCAGCUCCUGGAUUUAAGAAAGGAUUGACGUUUACGCAGCCAAAGACUCAUUAUUUUGCUGUUGAGACCGAGGAAGAAAUGAGAGGUUGGGUGAAGGCAUUAAUGCAAGCCACUAUAGAUAUUGACGAUUCUGUUCCUGUUGUAAGCAGUUGUUCAACGCCAACAGUCAGUUUGAAUAAAGCUCAAGAAUUAUUAGCAAAAGCUAGAGAAGACACCAAGUUAAGAGAUGAACAACUAAAAGCUAAUGGCUAUAUUAGAAGUUUAGAAGAUAUUAACGAUAAUUCGUUUCUGGCAUCCUUAGAUUAUCCCGAUCUUACUGGGGAAAACGCCUUUGAUAAUACUUCACCAGCAGCAACGUCAGCACCUAAAUUGACUCUUGAUACUAAUUUCAAUAGGAAAAGUUCAGGGACUUUAGGGACAACAGGGACUACUGGUACUCUAGGAACAGCAGGCACAGUUCCAACAACGCCACAACUUCCGCGAUCUUCGAGCCAAAGUGGUGGGUUUGCAUCACCGUAUUUGUUAGCUUCUGGGUUAUUAUCACCCAAAUCUGGAGGUGCGGGACCGGCAAUGGGGUCAUCAUCCUCCCCAAUUAAUGAAAAUGGAACAUCAACUAUGUCAAAUUCAGAAUAUUUUGGUGAUACCGGCUAUCAAACGUACAAAACUUUAAAACCACCAUCCCGACAGAAUUCUCAAUAUGCAAGUAUCACCAGUACUGGUGGCAGUAUUGGGUUUGGGUACGGGUCGAAUAACGGUGGUGUAGUAGGAGGAUUAUCAACCACUCCAUAUUCUGCUGGCUCUGGAUCAACAACAAGUUCAAUGAAUUAUAAUAAUAAUGUUAAUAGUCCGACUAAUGAAUUUAGAUCUUCAAGGGAUUUGAAAUCGACGUCGUCGCCAGCAACAGGAACGUCCUCAAUGUCAGGAAAGAAAACACAAUCGCGUCGAACAUCAGAUAAAAUGAUGGGGUUUUCAAGUGAUGCUUCUGGUAGUCAUAGUUUUGUUAUUAAACCGAAAAAAUAG